CGCUCAAAUGUGAGGGCGCGUCCGGCAUUUAAUUUGAAAAAAGCUUAUUUAUUUAUUUAUUUUCUAGAAACAUGGGACCAGUGUGGGCUUUCGUCGUAGGCGCGUUCCUCGCAAGCGCGCAAUGCGCACCACCAGGGAAACCCCAGCUGGGAUGGGGCGAGCGCACCUUCGCCAUUGUUGAAGUCAACCAAGCGGCCACUGCUUACAACCAGCUUGUCACCAAGAGGGAUUCCGCUGACGUCUCAGUAACCUGGAACGUCUGGUCCGGAGACCCGGCAGACAAAGCAAGAGUACUCCUAAACGGCAAGGAGUUCUGGACCGGCGCCGCUGGUGCUUCGGGCUCUGCAGCCUUCAAGGUCAAGCAAGGAGGCAGGUACCAGAUGGUCGUCGAACUUUGCAACUCUGACGGAUGCAGCUCAAGCGACCCCACCGAGAUAGUAGUCGCCGACACAGACGGCAGCCACUUACCCCCCCUGGACUUCAGCAUUGGAGAAAAGAAUAAGAGAUUCAAGCAAACCUCAGGGAAAGUACUCGGUGCUUACUUUGUAGAAUGGGGAGUGUAUCCGAGGAAGUUCCCCGUGGACCGCGUGCCGAUCCCCAAUCUGACUCACUUGUUGUACGGGUUCAUUCCGAUCUGCGGAGGCGACGGCAUCAACGACAGUCUGAAGGAGAUUGAGGGCAGUUUCCAGGCGCUCCAGCGUUCCUGCAGCGGCCGCGAAGACUUCAAAGUGUCCAUUCAUGACCCCUGGGCCGCUCUUCAGAAACCACAAAAGGGCCUUUCUUCAUGGAACGAACCUUACAAAGGAAAUUUCGGCCAACUGAUGAUGUUGAAACAGGCGAGACCAGACCUCAAGAUUUUGCCUUCCGUCGGCGGUUGGACUUUGGCUGAUCCAUUCUUUUUCUUCACUGACAAGACAAAGCGUGACCGUUUCGUUGCUUCCGUAAAAGACUUCCUCCAGACCUGGAAAUUCUUUGACGGCGUCGAUAUCGAUUGGGAGUUCCCUGGAGGUAAAGGCGCUAACCCCAAUCUCGGCAGUCCCAAAGACGGCGAAAUCUACGUGCUUCUGAUGAAGGAACUGCGCGAGAUGUUGAACGAGCUCUCUGCGGAGACUGGAAGGAAAUACGAGUUGACGUCUGCCAUCAGUGCUGGUUGGGACAAGAUCCAAGUCGUCGAUUACAGCGCAGCGCAGAAAUACAUGGACCACAUAUUCUUCAUGACCUACGAUUUCAAGGGAGCGUGGUCCAAUGAUACUCUUGGUCACCAGGCUUCUCUGUACGCUCCAUCUUGGCAGCCGAAGGAGACUUACACGACUGAUUUCGGCGUGAAAUACUUGUUGGCGCAAGGUGUGAAUCCUAAGAAGAUUGUGGUUGGUGUUGCCAUGUACGGACGUGGCUGGACCGGUGUCCACGGUUAUGAAGGUGACAAUCCUUUCACUGGCAAUGCAACGGGUCCUGUUAAAGGUACUUGGCAAGACGGUGUGGUGGACUACAGAGAAAUAGCAGAUGAUAUAGCUGCUGGGAAAUGGGAGUACCAUUAUGAUAAGGUGGCACAAGCGCCAUACGUGUUCAGGAAGGCCACCGGAGAUCUAAUAACGUACGACGAUGCCAGAUCAGUUAUAGAGAAAGGCAAAUACGUCAGAAAUAACAAAUUGGGUGGUUUGUUCGCGUGGGAAAUUGACGCGGACAAUGGUGACAUAUUGAAUGCUAUGAACAUGGGUCUCGGCAAUAGUUCGUGAUUUCGGAUUGUGAUAUAAUAAGUUGUAUACAAAAAAAUAUAUCGUAUGUGAAGUGUUAAGAAAAAAAAGGUCUCAAAAUGUAUUAUUAAUGUACGUAUGUGCUAAGUGUAAGCCUGUGAAUGUGUUCGACUGUUUUAUUUUCAUAAAAUAAAAUGUGAUUAGGUUAAAUAAUAUAAAGUUAUUUAAAAACCG
Messenger RNA from Chilo suppressalis (striped riceborer), 1928 nucleotides. NCBI's taxonomy places the organism in Eukaryota, Metazoa, Arthropoda, Insecta, Lepidoptera, Crambidae. The record is from the annotation of a GenBank genome assembly.